CCGCGCCCGCCUGCACCGCUCCUGCUCCCCACGCCCGGGCCGGAGGCAGAGGAAGGCAGGCGAAGUGAGGGGGUGCGGCGUGGAGAAGCUGUCGGGCCCGGGCCGGGUCCGGGGCCGCGGCCGGGAUCAGCAGCGAGCGCCUAGUACCAAGCGCCAGGGACAGCUGGAGUUUGCGGAGCGCUGCCACGGGGGGCGGACGGCACAGCCCGAGUCGUGCGAUGCCCGGCCGCCGAUUGUGAGCCAAGCCGGGAGGGCCCCGGACCACCUACGCCCCCCUCCCCUCUCCCAAUCCCCUGUCUUUCGGGGGCGCCCCAAACCCCUUUCCUGAGGUUGGCGGCAGCCCCUGAAGACGCCCAUCGCGCGCCGCUCCUUCCCCGCCGCCGCCACCAACCCCGAGGAGGGAUGACCCUCUCCGGUGGCGGCAGCGCCAGCGACAUGUCCGGCCAGACGGUGCUGACGGCCGAGGACGUGGACAUCGAUGUGGUGGGCGAGGGCGACGACGCCCUGGAAGAGAAGGACAGCGAUGGGGGCUGCGACAGUCCCGCGGGGCCGCCCGAGCUGCGCCUGGACGAGGCGGACGAGGUGACGCCGGUGGCACCCCACCACGGGCAGCCUCAGCCGCCGCACCAGCAGCCCCUGGCACUGCCCAAAGAGGUGGCUGGAGCCGGGGCCGGGCCAGGGGGCGAGGCGGGAGCAUCCGAGGCCGACGGCUGCAAGAGCGGCGCCGGCGGCGAGGAGGGCGGCGGGAGCGAUGGCGGGCCCGGCUCCGGCAGCGGUGCGGCGGGCGGCCUGGCCCCGAGCAAGCCCAAGAACAGCCUGGUGAAGCCGCCCUAUUCGUACAUCGCGCUCAUCACCAUGGCUAUCUUGCAGAGCCCGCAGAAGAAGCUGACUCUGAGCGGCAUCUGCGAGUUCAUCAGCAACCGCUUCCCCUACUAUCGGGAGAAGUUCCCCGCCUGGCAGAACAGCAUCCGCCACAAUCUCUCGCUCAACGACUGCUUCGUCAAGAUCCCCCGUGAACCGGGCAACCCGGGCAAGGGCAACUACUGGACCCUGGACCCUCAGUCCGAGGACAUGUUCGACAACGGCAGCUUCCUGCGGCGCCGGAAACGCUUCAAGCGCCACCAGCAGGAGCACCUGCGUGAGCAGACGGCGCUCAUGAUGCAGAGCUUCGGCGCCUACAGCCUGGCGGCGGCGGCCGGCGCCGCGGGGCCCUACGGCCGCCCCUACGGCCUGCACCCUGCGGCCGCGGCCGGUGCUUACUCGCACCCGGCGGCCGCGGCAGCUGCGGCGGCGGCCGCGGCUCUCCAGUACCCGUACGCGCUGCCGCCCGUGGCCCCCGUGCUGCCGCCCGCCGUGCCGCUGCUGCCCUCGGGUGAGCUGGGCCGCAAAGCGGCCGCCUUCGGCUCUCAGCUCGGCCCGGGCCUGCAGUUGCAGCUCAAUAGCUUGGGAGCUGCCGCGGCCGCCGCAGGCACGGCGGGCGCCGCGGGCACCACGGCGUCGCUCAUAAAGUCCGAGCCGAGCGCGCGACCGUCGUUCAGCAUCGAGAAUAUCAUCGGAGGGGGCCCCGCGGCGCCCGGGGGCUCGGCCGCGGGCGCUGGGGGCGCUGGGGUAACUGGGGGCACCGCGGGUAGCGGAGGCGGUGGCGCCGCGCAGUCCUUCCUGCGGCCGCCCGGGACCGUGCAGUCGGCAGCGCUCAUGGCCACGCACCAGCCUCUUUCACUGAGUCGGACGACGGCCACCAUCGCGCCGAUUCUGAGCGUGCCGCUUUCUGGACAGUUUCUGCAGCCUGCAGCCUCGGCUGCCGCUGCUGCCGCCGCCGCUGCUCAAGCCAAGUGGCCCGCUCAAUAGGGACGCGCCGGUGGCCGGGAUGCGGGGCCUGGCGGCGGCCUGGAGUCUCGGCUGCAAUUUGCAAGCUGCGCGCCCCGCCCCGCUCUUGGCCCCCCUGCCCAAUCCUGGACUCUGCCUCUCUUCCAUUUCCUCCCCCCCGACCCCUCAACACCGACCUUCGGCGGCCUCCACCCAGUCCUGCACACCUAGGCUGGCGGAGCAAACUCUCACCGCGCGCCCGCGGGGAAUAUCUUUCCGUACAGGUAAAACCGAAAACCGAUUUUUCCAAAACUGUACCCGGACGGCGCCUGCUCUCAGUACCUGGGGGAUGAGAGGGAAAUUCUUUGUACAUAUUUGUAUAAAAAUUAUUGACUUUCCUUUUGGGGUUUUUAUUUUUUUAAGAAAAAAAUUCAGUAGAUUUAGAGCUCUGAACUUUCAUUUUUUCUGAAGGUUCACUCUCCGCAGUUUUAUGUGAGAAAAAAUGUAUAGAGACGUUGGGAGAUUUUAAAUAUAAAAUUUUCAGAAGACGAAAGUCAUUCUAUAUAAAAGUCUGUUUAUAUAUAAUGAAUAUAUAUGGUAUUCUAAAUGUUAUUCCAUCGUGUUGUACACAACUUUGUAA
Molecule: messenger RNA, 2446 nt
Organism: Dama dama (fallow deer)
Lineage: Eukaryota; Metazoa; Chordata; Mammalia; Artiodactyla; Cervidae
Gene: FOXD3
Product: forkhead box D3
Exons: 1
Coding region: 403-1848 (481 amino acids)
Biological process (GO): anatomical structure morphogenesis; cell differentiation; regulation of transcription by RNA polymerase II
Molecular function (GO): RNA polymerase II cis-regulatory region sequence-specific DNA binding; DNA-binding transcription factor activity, RNA polymerase II-specific
Source: RefSeq, a predicted model, not a curated record